Messenger RNA from Gavia stellata (red-throated loon), 1542 nucleotides. RefSeq names its product interferon lambda receptor 1 (gene IFNLR1). NCBI's taxonomy places the organism in Eukaryota, Metazoa, Chordata, Aves, Gaviiformes, Gaviidae. Gene Ontology annotation, molecular function: protein binding. The record is from RefSeq and is a predicted model, not a curated record.
AUGUCUACCUGUGGAGUCAGAGUCCUGAUGGCACUGUGCUUCCUGUGGCAGACUAGAGGUCAUGUUCAACUUCCCCCUCCUCAGAAUGUUACACUACUGUCAAAGGAUUUUGACAUGAUUUUGACAUGGACUCCAGGAGAAGGCUGUCCACCAGAUGUGACAUACACUGUGCGGUAUGAAAGCCAGGAACGCGUAAACAAAUGGAUGAAGAUUCCUCAUUGCAAAAAUAUUCGCAGUACCUCUUGCAAUCUGACUUGUGUGCUUCCAAACUUUGUUAAAGUCCGGGCUCGAGUAAAAGCUGUUUCUGGACAACUCCAGUCGCCAUGGGUAGAAUCACAGUUCAAGGAAUACUAUUUGGAUGUGGAACUGGCUCCCCCAGUGCUAAAUGUGAAUGUCACGGAGAACUUAAUCCAUGUGAAUGCUGCCUUCCCUUUGGCCACCUGUGUGGAGAGUUUCUCUUGGAUGUAUGACUUGAACCUUUGGGAAGCUGGAUCUGAAGACAAGAAGCAAUACGAAGGUAUCUUUAGGAAGAAUACAGUGACUAUCGACACCACUGCACUUAGAGGCAACUACUGUUUGAGCGCCAGAUCUUCCUUCCAAAGCAUUGACUUCAAGCACAGCAAAUUCUCCCAACCAGUGUGUGUGCUAUUAAACCACAAAGCAGCAGAAUGGAAGUUCCCAUUUUCUGCCACGAUCCCUGUGUUUGUCCUCCCCAUUCUUUUGACAAGUGCCUUCAUCAUCUGCUUGCUGAAACAAGAUGCUAAGCGGAAGAAGAUGCCUCAUGCUUUGGAUUUAUCUCAUUUAAAAGCUGCUGGACCAGUCUUUCACUGUGAGCCCAGUGAAAAGGAAUUCUUCAGGGACUAUCUUAUCUGCACAGAGAAGCCAGUAUCACAAAGGAAGACAAACAAAACUUCAGCAAGAAACAACCUGCCAUGGAUGGCUUCUUUCCUCUCAUCAUCAUCAUCAGAAGAGGAGGAGGAGGAGGAGGAGGAAGAAGACAGCAGUACUUUCAUCCCAUACACUGAAAUGCCUCAGUUUCCAAAGAGACAUCUCAACUGUCAACCAUCCAGAACAGCUCAGGGGGAAACUAGCUUGGACUCCGGAUCUGGAGGUCUGUCUGUGGAUAGUGAAUCUGUGCUUGACCUAAGUACUUUGGGUUUCUCAUUCUUUCCAGUGAGAAAGAAUGAGGUGGACACCUCAGAAUCCCAAGGAAAUGAGAAGACAUCCCUUUCUCACAGUUCCUCUUUGGGAAGAAUAUCCCUCACUGAUGUGAAAUUCCCAGGCCCGAGGGAACAUGGGCAGCAUGAUACAGACAGGGAUGAAUGCCUGGAAAUGAGCCCUCUUCAAACACUGAUGGAGGGGAUUUGUGCCAAACUUCCAGCCGAUAAGCACUACCUGCAUAGGAACGCUCAUCAUUUCACGAAGUAUUACCAGAAACCAAUAGUUGAUCUGCAUGUCCAGACCGGUGAGAUAUCACAGCUCAGUGAGGAUCCCAGCACUGCUGCUCAUUUCCUUUCAGACAUUACAGAUGGCAGAAGAUGA